AUGACAUCUACAAAAGCUACCCUUUCUUCUAUCGGCUGUGUCAAGCCAUGGAUACGAAAGUUCACCAACACUCCGCGCGACGCAUUUUUCGAUCAGUUCGCCGACUCACACGAUGCAAAAUUCGUCGAAAUAAUUGAAGGCCCUCAUGAGAGUGACAUUAAAUACAGCGAGGUUCCCCUCGACUCCAACAACCCCAAAUCCGCGCCAGAUCUCUCCGAAGUAUUUGAGCUCCCACAGCAAGAUGGGUCAAAAGGCAUUCUCAGAUUAAUAAUCUUACCUUUCAAUACUGAAAAUUACAAUGCACCGCCUCUGUCUUGGAAAGGAUUCAGGGAGCACCUCGACUUGCUACACCUAGAAAAUACCUUUAUCUGCACUGAACAGAUGCACACGCCCCCAACCUGGUUCGAAGUUCCAUUGCAAGAAGGCCUAAAAGGCCUCGUUGUGAAACCGGAAAGAUGGGACUCUAACCUCGCCAAUUUCAGUAUUUCUGUUGUCCACUCCCCAGCCUCAAGAGUUACGCACGUCGUAGCUCACAUGUUGCACAAGACUGACGUCAAACACCUGCUGCUUCGUCUACAGGCUCUCAAAGCCCUUGCAUGGCACCCUCUCCUCGUGCCACUCAUCCUGAUGGAGCAGAGGAUAGAAGGCACUGCAGAGAAACUCACCCUCAUGAGGGAUUCUCUCUACUCGGUAGAGAAGCGAACUGGAACUCACAAGAACUACCGUAAUGAUAAAUAUCAUGAAGAACUCAAUCACUAUGCUUAUGGUGAUAGGGUCUGGGAGCGGCGCCAUGAGCAGGAUGUUGACUUUGAAGCUGCUCCAGGAAAGAUCACUUCCAUCGCUUCGGACUGUGCCAUGACCGAGGCCAAAUGUCAAGUCAAUGAGAGUUUACUUGAUUGGAUACAGGAGCUAAAUGAUAGUCUUGCUAAACCCAAUACUGAUGAUGGUUCUUGGGAUAGAGCAGCAUCCUCAAUUGGGAUGAAGAUCUCGGCCUUUAAAAUGUGGUCUGGGAACAAUCGAUCCCGAAGCAUCUAUCUCGCCAAGCGAGCAGAGGCGCAGAUGCAAGCGGCAAUGUCUCAAUCUAAUGGCGCAGCGUGA
Messenger RNA from Fusarium fujikuroi IMI 58289, 1098 nucleotides. RefSeq lists its product as uncharacterized. The transcript has 6 exons. The record is from RefSeq and is a predicted model, not a curated record. The coding region runs from base 1 to 1098 and encodes 365 amino acids. NCBI's taxonomy places the organism in Eukaryota, Fungi, Ascomycota, Sordariomycetes, Hypocreales, Nectriaceae.